Molecule: messenger RNA, 367 nt
Organism: Hypoxylon trugodes
Lineage: Eukaryota; Fungi; Ascomycota; Sordariomycetes; Xylariales; Hypoxylaceae
Exons: 3
Coding region: 97-339 (80 amino acids)
Biological process (GO): mitochondrial electron transport, cytochrome c to oxygen
Source: RefSeq, a predicted model, not a curated record
CAAUUCAUUCAACUUUUACGAAGUCGAGGCUCCACGAAGUUAUACAAAAGACAUAUCUCUCCACUCCUCAACCUCGAAAUAGUUACUAUCGUGAAGAUGUUCGCUCAAUCCGCCGCCCGCGCCAGCCCGCGCAUCACCUCCCUCAUCAGCCGUAGGGCUUUCCACGCAACCCGAGCUCGUCUCUCCUCGCCGUACCACUACCCUGAGGGUCCCUACUCAAACUUGCCCUUCAACACCAAGACCCGAUUCUUCGCCGUUCGAUACUGGCUAUACAUGUUCACCGGAUUCUUCGCCCCCGUCGGUAUUGCCGUCUGGCAAACCAAGAAGCCCAAGGCUUAAACAUCGGGUGUUUCAUGGGCGGUGAUAC